AUGGAGAAUCUCGCCGCCGCACUCGCCGCUGCCAAUCUAAACAUCCCGGUCUCCACCGCCAUCUCAAUGCAGCCUCUCUCGACCUCCUACCCCCCCUCCGCCGGCGAUUUCUCGGAGGCUGCGAAACCGGUCAUGGCUCAGAUCGCGAAUUUCCUGCAGUCGAAGGGGUACCCUCUGCUUGUGAAUGUGUACCCUUACUUUGCACGUGCGGGGGAUCCGGCCAACGUGGAUCUGGACUUUGCGCUAUUCCGCCCCGGAAAGACGGCGGUCCACGACGGAGAGUUGACCUACCUCAACCUGUUCGAUUCGAUGACGGAUGCGGCGUACGCGGCGUUGGAGAAGGUGGGGGCGGGGGGUGUGGAGAUCAUCGUGUCGGAGACGGGGUGGCCGAGUGACGGAGGGACGGACGCGGGAGUGGAGAAUGCCCAAACGUACGUGAAUAAUUUGAUUGGACACGUGGCGUCUGGUAGGGGGACGCCACGGAGGCCAGGGAAGCAGGUGGAGGCCUACAUAUUCUCGUUGUUUAACGAGAAUAUGAAGCACGAGGGUGUAGAGCAACAUUGGGGUUUGUUUUACCCUAAUCUUGCUCCAGUUUAUAAGCUAAAUACUCCUGGCGGGAAAAUAGGAAGCAAUCCUAUUCCUACUCCAGUUUAUCAGCUGAAUACUACUCAUGCCGGGAAAAUAGGAAGCGGGAAAAGAAUCAAGACUUUGACCCUCAACAAACAAAUGCUGAGGGUAAUACCUGUUGCCCAUUAUGUACUCAACAAAUAUAAAUUGAAUGCAACCACAAAGUGA
Messenger RNA from Salvia splendens (bonfire salvia), 795 nucleotides. Its product is annotated as putative glucan endo-1,3-beta-glucosidase GVI. NCBI's taxonomy places the organism in Eukaryota, Viridiplantae, Streptophyta, Magnoliopsida, Lamiales, Lamiaceae. Gene Ontology annotation, molecular function: hydrolase activity, hydrolyzing O-glycosyl compounds. The coding region runs from base 1 to 795 and encodes 264 amino acids. Gene Ontology annotation, biological process: carbohydrate metabolic process. The record is from RefSeq and is a predicted model, not a curated record. The transcript has 2 exons.